CCUCCUUCCAACCAACAUCAGCCAUCCGCCGGCAGGCCCAGCAGCAAUGGCCACCGAUACAGCCCCGAGCGACCCGCCAACGACUCUGCUGCACCCGGUCGCCACAAAGUCGCCACAGCUACAGCCCUCUGCUGUCCUCGAAAUGAGCCCGGCGAUGGAGUUCAUGGCGAAAUGCUGCCACCUUCUCCGCCUGAAAGACCAUGUGCUUGCAACUGCUGCACUCUAUUUUCACCACUACUACUGCCACUUUGAAGCCCUCAGGCAUUCGCCCGACCGACUCUCAGGCGGACGGUUGGAUCCAGCCGUUGGUCUUGCCGAGUUCAAGAUCGACUUGCACACCAUGGUCAUUACAUGCAUCCAGCUCGCCUGCAAGCAGUGCGAAGCAAUCCGGAAGACCAGGGACAUCAUCAAUGUUGGACAUUGGCUCGUUGACGAGGUUCCAGGAAAUUAUCUGAAAAUCGGUGAAAAAUACCACAUCAUACGGGAGUCGCUGAUCUCCUCUGAGCUUUGUCUGCUCCGUGUGCUGAACUUUCAAACUGCGAUCCGACUCCCGCACGACUAUAUCCCCGAUAUCUGCCUGAGCACCUUCGACCUCUACCGUAACCAAGGCAAAGAACUGGAUGCCACCCAGGCCAGCGUCGGGGCCAUUGCUUUGAACCUGGCCCAGGAUGCAUGUUGCUGCUCGCAGUUUGUCGCUCAGGGGAUUCCAAUGAAGGCGGUGGCCAUGGCCUGUGUGUAUUUUGCUCUGCGGUUACGACAACUCGAGCUGCCCAUACCCCCCGAGGAAUGGUAUCGGAUGUGCGAUACACGAAGAUCGGAGAGCGAGCCCAGUCUCAAAUCCAACGUCCAUCGGUCGAUGCGCAUUCUGGUUGCCUUCCUGUCGACCAACAACCACAUUUCUUGAAUCUAGGGCCACUACAAUCGCUCACUACAAGUACUCACUGCUGGUGCUCACGAAAUGAAACGAGACGUUCUUGUCUUGUGGCCUUUGAUCGAGUGUGGCUGGAUCUUGAAUACACACAUGCCGAUACGGUGUCUCCAAGAGUGUCGAAAUAUCACUCAGCCUUCCGAAACCCCUCCGCUCCACGGCCAGCAGAAUGUAUCCCCAGUCGUCAGCGUCCACCACCCGAUCGGAGUCUCUCGAUCUCACGGCGAGCUUCUUGAAGCUCCUCCUCCUUUGCAGCCAACUUGCUUCCCCAAACUCGUUCGAGUGCCUCAAUGCUCGCCGACGCUUUCUGAAGGCGACCGACCAGCUCCUCGAGUGCUGCAGCGUCCUUGGAUUGUAGGCCUCGGUCGGAUGGAGUCGCAAAUACAGCCUCGAGUCUCUCGACAAGUGGAAGUAGU
Polychytrium aggregatum is the source of this 1344-nucleotide messenger RNA. RefSeq lists its product as uncharacterized. The transcript is spliced from 7 exons. NCBI's taxonomy places the organism in Eukaryota, Fungi, Chytridiomycota, Chytridiomycetes, Polychytriales. Gene Ontology annotation, molecular function: cyclin-dependent protein serine/threonine kinase activator activity. Gene Ontology annotation, cellular component: cyclin/CDK positive transcription elongation factor complex; nucleus. Gene Ontology annotation, biological process: regulation of transcription by RNA polymerase II; positive regulation of DNA-templated transcription, elongation. The record is from RefSeq and is a predicted model, not a curated record. Bases 47 to 904 code for a protein of 285 amino acids.